AAAUCAUUCCCUAUAAUCGAGUACCAACUUAUUUUCGAGUGAAAAGUGAUGGAAAAAUAUUAUUUAUGAGAGGAAAAUCGGAAGAAAAACUAAAUCACAUCCUUCCUCCAAAAGUCGCUCACUCAAUUGUUGCGUUCAUCCAUUUACGAGGCGAUUGCGCGACAUUCAAGUUUGAGCAGCAGUCGCAUGGCAACCGUACCGUAAAAUUUGUUUCUCAUGGGAUUUCCAUUCUAUUCCGCGCGGUGACAAAUUCUCGCUCUUGUCAAUAAGUAAGAAUGCAUAAAAUUCCGGUAGGACAGUGUGCUCUAAUCGGGUUCUGAAUCAUGGAGGACGGCGAUAAGAGACAAGAAAAUGUGACAGAAGCAACGGAAGACGCAAGGGAAAGAGAUUCCGACCAACCGAUAUCGAGAUCUUCUUCCGAUCUUAAUUUCAAGCAAACUCAGAAAAGCGACAGAAGAAGAGCAUCUCGCUCGCGAUCGAGAAGCAAGCCUCUGCAAAGGAAGCAACGGAAAAGUGCGAACGCUUUCCGGAAUUUUAUGCAAGAUUUUAAAAAGUUACAGGAUUACAACAAAUUGAAGAGCCAGGAUCUGUUCCGGCUCGGGGGACAAACAUGGCGACGAAUGUCAUCCGUGGAGAAGAUGCCCUAUGUAGAGACGGCUAAUCAAGUGAAACAACAAACGCAACAGAAUGGCAAGAACGAACGGCAAAAUAAGCCAACCGGCGGCGAGUCCUCCAAGAAACCCGAUCAAAAUCAAAAAGAUCAGAAGAGGAAGGAACAGGAGAGAAAGCAUUCGAAUGAUUCCAACACCGAUUCAGAUUCGAUAGCUUCCGAAACAGAUGCGACCAGUGAGGAUGUUUCGGAUCUAAGUUCUUAAACGCGAUGAGCGUUAAUAAACACAUCGAUCACGUAAACUAGCCAAAUUUAAUUCGUAAAAUCCACCUUCAAUCCUGGAUUGUCCUGGACAUUUCGAAUAAAGUCUCACCGUGUAUAAUCUAUGAGAAAAAAAAUUGCAACACUUUUUUUUUCUCGCAACGUAUCUCAUACAUUUAAUUCAAGGUGAAUGUCCUAAUUAGUGGUAAGGUAAGUUCAUCGUGAAAAUAAAUUAAUAAAUUAUUAUAACGAUAUAAAAUACGUAAGGUUGAUUUUGUUCGAAAGAUCGUAUCACUUUCUUCUC
Dinoponera quadriceps is the source of this 1175-nucleotide messenger RNA. RefSeq names its product HMG1/2-like protein. The transcript has 4 exons. Lineage: Eukaryota; Metazoa; Arthropoda; Insecta; Hymenoptera; Formicidae. Gene Ontology annotation, biological process: sperm DNA condensation; spermatogenesis. Bases 324 to 875 code for a protein of 183 amino acids. The record is from RefSeq and is a predicted model, not a curated record.